Molecule: messenger RNA, 811 nt
Organism: Lucilia sericata (common green bottle fly)
Lineage: Eukaryota; Metazoa; Arthropoda; Insecta; Diptera; Calliphoridae
Product: putative carbonic anhydrase-like protein 2
Exons: 6
Molecular function (GO): zinc ion binding; carbonate dehydratase activity
Source: RefSeq, a predicted model, not a curated record
UAUCUUUAUACGUAUAAAAAUAAAGAAGAAAAAUUACGUUAGAGUACUACAUGCAGUUAGCUGGGAAGAAUGGUGGACCUAUGAUGGUAUAUCAGGUCCUGCCUUUUGGGGUUUAAUUAAUCCCGAAUGGUCUUUGUGUAAUAAAGGACGAAGACAAUCACCAGUUAAUUUAGAACCUCAACGUUUAUUAUUUGAUCCUAAUUUAAGAAUAUUACACAUAGAUAAACAUAGAAUAAGUGGUUUAAUCACCAACACAGGUCAUAGUAUUAUAUUCACAGCGGGCAAUGAUACGGUUGCCAAUUAUGAUGGCAUGCAAAUGCCUGUAAAUAUUACAGGCGGUCCUUUAUCGUAUCGCUAUAGAUUUCAUGAGAUACACAUACACUACGGUCUACACGAUCAAUUUGGUUCAGAGCAUAGUGUGGAUGGUUAUACAUUUCCCGCUGAGAUACAAAUAUUUGGUUAUAAUUCUCAAUUAUACAACAAUUUUUCGGAUGCAUUAAAUAGAGCUCAGGGCAUUGUUGGUGUUUCGAUACUAUUGCAGUUGGGUGAUUUAUCGAAUCCCGAAUUACGUAUGUUAACCGACUCUUUGGAUCGUAUACGUUAUGGUGGAGAUGAAGCAUUUGUUAAACGUUUAUCCAUACGUGGCUUAUUACCGGACACUGAUCACUAUAUGACGUAUGAUGGUUCAACCACGGCACCCGCCUGUCAUGAAACUGUUACAUGGGUGGUUUUAAAUAAACCAAUUUAUAUUACAAAGCAACAGGUGAGUUUUUUUUUGUCCAGACUGUGUAAUAAGAGUAUACAAAAGUAA